Messenger RNA from Rosa chinensis, 839 nucleotides. Its product is annotated as leucine-rich repeat extensin-like protein 3. The coding region runs from base 239 to 634 and encodes 131 amino acids. The transcript has a single exon. NCBI's taxonomy places the organism in Eukaryota, Viridiplantae, Streptophyta, Magnoliopsida, Rosales, Rosaceae. The record is from RefSeq and is a predicted model, not a curated record.
UAAGAACACGCCUCCCUCACUCACAAAAUUCUUAAAGCCUUAACUCAUCAGACCCCCAAUUCUAAAAGAAAAAUAAAAAAACCUAAACCCUUUCUUACCGUAUUGACUCUCCCAUGCACCACCUCAUAACGUAAUAAAAGCCUCUUUCACACGCCAUUUCCUCCCAUUUUCUUCCAACUCGAUCUCCUCCACUCCGCUCCACCCAAAAAACCAAACUGAUCACACAGACACUCAAAUAAUGAUGCACUGCUUCAAGAUUCUCAGCUUGUUCCUUGUUGCUGUGGCCCUUUUAGGAGGAGGAGCUUCCGUCCACGCCCAAGACGGCGGAGAUAAGUGCGGUGCAUGCACCACUCCAAGCCCCCCGCCGCCGUCUCCUCCUCCGCCAUCACCGUCUCCUCCUCCACCGGCGCUUCCACCACCAACACCGGUUCAUCCCCCUCCUUCCCCCAAGAAGCCUCCACCGUCCACUCCGUACUGCCCUCCGCCACCGUCGUCGUUGGUUUACAUCACCGGUCCUCCCGGGGAGCUGUACCCUGUUGAUCAUUACUUUAAUGGUGCUGAUGGAGUGAGGAGCUCGGUCGGGUUACCGGUUCUGCUCGGACUCGGAUUGCUGGGUGUUCUGGCGUUUUGGUGAACAGGUCGGACUUGAUUAAUUGGUGGAUUAUAGUACGUUAAGAUUCAGAUGAUAAGGGACAUAGAAUUGUAUUGUUUUUUUGGUAGUCUGAGGGAAUUAAAGGGCCCGAGGGUUGAUAAUUGUUGCUCCAUCUCCAUAUCCAUCUCACUUGUGUAUUAUUAAUCUUCAAUAACAAACAAUCUUUCAGUUUCAAUUCUAUUAUCAA